This is a messenger RNA of Vicia faba (fava bean), 609 nucleotides long. NCBI's taxonomy places the organism in Eukaryota, Viridiplantae, Streptophyta, Magnoliopsida, Fabales, Fabaceae. The record is from the annotation of a GenBank genome assembly.
AUGAAAGAGACAAAUGCUCAAGGAGAAGUCUUCAAGAGUAAUGGAAACAUAAUUCCUGUGAAAAAGUAUGCACUUUCGUCUGAAGAACAGAACAAGCUUAUUUCUGUGAUACAUAAAGCUCUAAAUGAUCACAACCAUGUUAUUGAGGAUGACAAGCUACAGUUAGUUAUAAACACAAUCAUGAAACAUUAUGUAGAUGUCUUGAAUGUUGGUUCGGCCAUAACAUGUGAAAGCAAUCAAUGGUGGAUUGGAGGCUUUCGUCCUUCUCAAAUUCUUCAGGUGAUUCUGCCUCAACUUCAACACGUUUACACCCAACAACAACUUAGUGAUAUUUAUAAUCUUGGACAAUCAUGUCAACAAGCAGAAUAUGCUCUUGCACAAGGCAUGGUAAAACUCAAGCAAAAUUUUGAUAAAUCAACAACAGCAAAUGGCGAAGAGUUUCAAUUGACGUAUGUACCUCAACAACUAUGCUUCUUUAAAGAGGCUGAUAAUCUUCGCCAAGAAUUCUUGCAUCAAUUUUGUCGUCUCCUUACAAUUUCUCAGCAAGCUGAAUUUGUACUUGCUCUCAAGGAACAUCUGCAUAAUCCGCAGCCUCGGAGCUCACUUUGA